CUGUUUAUCAUGCUGCCUGUUAGAAUUGGAUCUCGAGGGGUUGAACCUGUACGGUUGGGAGUAUAUUGAGGAUGGAGCAGCUGAAGACGAUCGGGAGGGAGCUUGCGAUGGGUUCCCAGGGCGGCUGGGGCCAGUCUAAGGAGUUCCUGGAUCUAGUGAAGUCCAUUGGGGAGGCACGCUCGAAGGUGGAGGAGGACCGCAUCAUCCUCCGGGAGAUCGAGACCUUGAAGCGCCGGAUCGCAGAACCGGACGUUACCCGUCGAAAAAUGAAGGAAUACAUAAUACGCCUGGUCUAUGUGGAGAUGCUGGGUCAUGAUGCCUCCUUCGGCUAUAUUCAUGCCGUGAAGAUGACUCAUGACGACAACGUUUCCCAUAAAAGAACCGGUUAUCUUGCUGUCACGCUCUUCUUGAAUGAGGAUCAUGAUCUGAUCAUUCUCAUUGUGAACACUAUACAGAAGGAUCUGAGGUCUGACAACUAUUUGGUGGUUUGCGCGGCCCUGACUGCAGUUUGUAAACUCAUCAACGAAGAGACCAUCCCAGCCGUGUUGCCGCAGGUGGUGGAGCUCCUAGGCCACUCCAAGGAGGCUGUGAGGAAGAAGGCAAUCAUGGCACUUCACAGAUUCUACCAGCGUGCUCCGGCUUCAGUAGCUCAUCUCCUUUCACAUUUCAGGAAGAGGCUUUCUGAUAAUGAUCCUGGAGUUAUGGGUGCAGCAUUAUGUCCCCUUUUUGAUCUUAUUACUGCUGAUGUAAACUCAUACAAGGACCUGGUUAUCAGUUUUGUUAGUAUUCUCAAACAAGUUGCCGAAAGAAGACUUCCAAAAGCAUAUGAUUACCAUCAAACGCCUGCUCCAUUCAUCCAGGUGAAGUUAUUAAAAAUUCUCGCAUUGCUUGGUAGUGGGGAUAAGCAGGCUAGCGGACACAUGUACACUGUACUUGGUGAGAUAAUUAGAAAGGUUGAAAUGUCGAGCAACAUAGGAAAUGCUGUGCUUUAUGAAUGCAUUUGCUGUGUUUCAUCCAUCCAUCCAAAUACAAAGUUAUUGGAUGCUGCUAUUGAAACAACUUCAAAAUUUCUGAAGAGUGAUAGUCAUAAUCUCAAAUAUAUGGGUAUUGAUGCUCUUGGUCGACUUAUUAAGAUAAGCCCAGACAUUGCAGAUGAACAUCAAUCGUCUGUUAUUGAUUGCCUGGAGGAUCCCGAUGAUACAUUGAAGCGGAAGACUUUUGAGCUACUAUAUAAGAUGACAAAGUCCACCAAUGUUGAAGUCAUAGUUGAUAGGAUGAUUGAUUACAUGAUUAGCAUCAAUGAUAAUCAUUAUAAAACUGAAAUAGCUUCACGUUGUGUUGAGCUUGCCGAACAAUUUGCACCAAGCAACCAAUGGUUUAUCCAGACCAUGAAUAAGGUCUUUGAGCAUGCUGGUGAUCUUGUAAAUGUCAAAGUGGCACACAACCUAAUGAGGCUUAUUGCUGAAGGGUUUGGAGAAGAUGAUGAAGGUGCAGAUAGCCAAUUAAGAUCAUCAGCUGUUAGCUCAUAUUUGGGUAUACUUGGGGAGCCAAAACUCCCAUCUAUGUUCCUGCAGGUCAUAUGCUGGGUACUAGGGGAGUAUGGUACUGCUGACGGGAAUUAUUCUGCAUCUUAUAUUAUUGGAAAGUUAUGUGAUGUAGUGGAGGCCCAUCCUAAUGACAUCACUGUCAAGGCUUAUGCAAUAACGGGUAUCAUGAAAAUCUAUGCAUUUGAAGUUGCUGCUGGGAGGAAAGUGGAAAUGUUGUCUGAGUGUCAAUCUCUAAUUGAAGAACUACAAGCAUCGCAUUCAACUGACCUGCAACAGCGUGCAUAUGAGCUAAAAGCUUUAUUGGGUUUGGAUAGUCAUGCUGUUCAACAUGUCAUGCCAUUGGAUGCAAGCUGCGAAGAUAUUGAGGUUGAUAAAAAUUUGUCAUUUCUCAACAAGUUUGUGCAACAAGCCAUUGAGAAAGGCUCACAGCCCUACAUUCCUGAAAGCGAAAGGUCCGGGUUCUCGGAAGUUGGCAAUUUUAAAACCCUAAACGAGCAUGAAAAUGCUGGGCAUGGUCUUAGGUUUGAGGCAUAUGAGCUUCCCAAGCCAGUACCCCCAGUAAAUAUAUCUCCAGCCCCACAUGCACCUCAAAUCACUCAUACAAUUCCAGUUUCUGAGCCUUCACAUCCUCGAGAAAUUAACCAAAAUCCCAAUCCUUCAUCCAGUGCUGAUACAUCUUCAGCAAACUCUGAAAUUAAACUCCAACUGGGUGGCGUGCCAAUGAAGUGGGGCAAGCCUGCAUAUUCGUCUUCUUCAUCUUCUAGCUCUGGCACCAUUAGUAAUACAGCAAAUGGGGUCGCACAUCGUGAUGCCGCCGCCAUUACUGCGGCCUCGCAAACACGAGAUUUCACAUACAACCACAGGAGGCAGCAAGUUGAAGUAUCAGCUGAGAAACAGAGAUUAGCUGCUUCUCUGUUUGGUAAAUCAUCAAAAUCUGAAAAGAAAGUUCCAUCUACCAACAAGGCAUCCAAAGCUAGUUUUCCAAAUACUGAGAAGCUAGCUGCAAAACCUUUACCUGCAGCAGAAGCUCCAAAGGAGAAGCUCUCCAAUUCUUCGCCGCAGCCGCCACCGCCUCCCGAUUUGCUCGAUUUCAGUGAAUCUUCUCCUUCAAUCCCCGCACCUGAAGAUCCAUUCAAGCAGUUGGAAGAACUUGUUGGACCUUCAGCGGCUGUUGUUCCAGAGGCCCAUGACAUCAUGGGAUUAUAUGGUCUGAACUUCAGCCCUGUAACUCCAGCUAAUAGGAACUCCGAAGAAGCUAAUAUUGUGGUGGCAAACAAGAAGGGGCCAAAUCUCCGAGAUGCUUUGGAGAAGGAUUCGGUUGCAAGGCAGGUUGGCGUGACACCCACAGGUAAUAAUCCCAACCUAUUCAGAGACCUGCUUGGCUGAAAGAAUUAUCCCAAAAUCCUCAGGAGUUCCACACGAGCUUGUAAUUAGAUUAGAAUCCCAUGCUUAGGAAGUUCAUGUUAUUUAAAUUUUGGCGGAUUGAAGAAAUGUGUAGAAUUAAAUUUUUUUAUUGAGUGGAAGAACUUAGAAAGCUGGUGCAAAGGAAUUAGGAGUAAUUAUGCAGCCAUGGUUGAUUACAGUUGCAUAUUAAGGCUUCGUUUGGGACGGCUUUCUUACUGCUUAAAGCAGCUUUCUAGCAUCAAAAUUUAAAUUUUUUACAAGAAAGUUGCUUUAAGAAGCAGUAAAAAAGUCGUCCCAAACAAAACUUAAGUGUAAUAGUUCAACAAGUUUUCAUAUUCAUUGUAUGGAAGCUGGGGGAAAGGAUAAGGAAGUUGUUUGUGGAAAAAGCUAAAGCCCUAAAGUGAUUACUGCAACUUUCUGCAAUAAAGUCCUGUAUUUACUAUGAAUGUAUCUCCUUCAUUUACAUUUCUGUUUUAUGUUUGUAUUACCACUAUGAAUAUAAAUUUACUCAAUUCGUUUCUUAUCUCUUA
This is a messenger RNA of Dendrobium catenatum, 3481 nucleotides long. RefSeq names its product AP-4 complex subunit epsilon. Gene Ontology annotation, biological process: receptor-mediated endocytosis; intracellular protein transport. The coding region runs from base 72 to 2933 and encodes 953 amino acids. Gene Ontology annotation, molecular function: cargo adaptor activity. The record is from RefSeq and is a predicted model, not a curated record. NCBI's taxonomy places the organism in Eukaryota, Viridiplantae, Streptophyta, Magnoliopsida, Asparagales, Orchidaceae. Gene Ontology annotation, cellular component: AP-4 adaptor complex; membrane coat. The transcript has 11 exons.